ACCCUUCAUAUCUCAGUUUGAACUUUGAAUAACUCUCCUAAGCAAUCUUUAAUUUGAAGGCUUUUGCAGGUCUGAGAAACCACAAUAUCCGAUUUCCAUUUCCCAACCUGAAAAUUAAACCAUGGCUGAAGGAGUUCUCUUCCAUGUAGCUGGCGAGAUCUUGAUGAAGCUAGGCUCUAUAGCUUCCCAACGGCUUGGAAUGGUGCGGGGAGUGGAGAAUGAUCUUACCAAACUCACCAGCACUGUUUCGGUCAUUAAGAACGUACUUCUUGAUGCAGAGGAGCACUGUCAAACUAAAACUGAUCACACUCUACAGGAUUGGCUCCAAAAGCUGGAAGAAGCUCUUUACGACGCGGAGGAUGUGCUUGAUGAACUCUCCAGUGAGACUCUCCAUCGAGAAGUCGUGACUAAAGGAAAAAAUGCAAAGCAAGUAAGGAUCUUCUUCUCCGGAUCUAACCAGAUUGCAUUUAAUUAUAGGGUGGCUCGUAAUAUAAAGAAAAUUUGGGAGAGGCUAGAUGCUAUUGAUGCUGAAAGAAAACAAUUUAAUUUGACUGAAAACUGUCAACAAAGGACUCUAUAUGGUUCGUUUGAUCAAAUCAUGAUGGGAAGAAAAGAAACUUGCUCUUUUCCAAAUGUAGAGGAAGUGAUUGGAAGGGAUUAUGAUAAGAAAAAAUUAAAGGACCUUUUAUUGGAUAUAAAUAUGAAUGUCAGGCACAAUGUUUCAUUCAUUGUAAUAGCUGGAAUGGGCGGGAUAGGCAAGACGACUUUGGCUAAAUCUCUCUACCAUGAUAGAGAGGUAUCAGAAUGUUUUGAUUCAACAAUAUGGAUUUGGAUUUCUGAUCAAUUUGAGGUUAGAGUAGUAGUGGAAAAAAUAAUAGAAUCGGCAACCAAAAGGAAACCUAAUGUUGAAGGAAUGGAAGCUUUAAACAGUGAGCUUCAAGAAGUGAUUGGAGGAAAGAAGUACCUGUUAGUUAUGGAUGACGUAUGGAAGGAAACUGAAGAGAAAUGGCAUGAGUUGAAACCUUUGUUAAUGGGUGGUGCAAGUGGGAGUAAGAUUUUGAUCACAAAGCGUGAUAGUAAAGUAGCUACAGAAAUUGAAAGCAUGACUUCUUUGUUCACUUUAAAAGGCUUACAAGAGAGUAAUUCUUGGUCAUUGUUUAGGAAAGUGGCAUUUAAAGAAGCCAAAGAUCCUGCAAAUUCAAACUUGAUAAAGUUGGGAAAGGAGAUUUUAGCGAAAUGUGGAGGUGUCCCUCUCGUAAUAAGACACAUAGGACGCUUGUUAUACUCUAAGACUUCAGAAGAAGAGUGGAUGUCCUUCAAGAAUAACGAACUUUUGAAAGUCAUUCAACAAACUGAUAAAAACGAUGGUUUGACACCUAUAUUAAACUUGAGCUAUAACCAUCUCCCACCAAAUUUGAAGCAAUGUUUUGCUUAUCUAUCCCUAUUUCCCAAAGGGACGAGGUUAGAGAUAAAAGAUUUGAUUAGACAAUGGAUGGCUCACGGUUUUAUAGAAUCAUCAAAUGGAACUGCUAAUUCCAUGGAAGAGGUAGGAAAGAGCUAUUUCAAGGAAUUAUGCUGGAGGUUCUUUUUUGAAAAUUCGAGUGACGAGUGUAACUUCGACGACGAUGUUGAUAUGCAUGAUGUGAUGCGUGAAGUUGCGAUGAAUGUAGCAGGAGAGAAAUAUGUACAUGGAAAUCUCAAUUGUGAUUUUGUUGUCAGCGAAAAAACUCGACAUAUUUUAUUUGACAGUAAAAUAAAAUUAUGGCAGGAUGUUCUAUUGAAAUUACAGAAGGCAAAAGGAUUAAGAACCUUCCUAUUUUUAUCAUAUUUUCCAUUUAAAAAUAGGCUUGAGGACAAUAUUGAAGCUGUUUUGGAGGAACUAUGUUCCAGUUUUCCACGUUUGCGAGUACUGGGUCUCAAUCACUCAAAAAUUCAUGUGGUGCCAAAUUCUAUAAAAAAUUUGAGACAUCUUCGAUAUCUAAAUCUCUCAAGAAAUUACAUGGAAUCACUCCCAACUUCUAUUACUAAACUGCAAAAUUUGCAAAGUCUAGAUCUAAAGGAUUGCUAUAAGCUAAAUGAACUGCCAAGGGACACCAGCAAUCUUGUUAAUCUUAGGCAUCUUGUUUUACCUGAUCAUUUAGAUACACCACUCCAUAUGCUAGAAGGGAUGAGGAAGUUGAGUUGUCUACGGACACUAGGUUAUUUUGUGUUGGAUUGCAAAAGGUCCAAUAUGCAAAGUGAAUUGAAUGUGCCGAACUAUUUUAAUGGAAGGUUAAAAAUCGUAGGAUUGGAGCAGUUGAGGCGUACUCCAUCCAAAGUCGGCUUAGUUAACCUGAAAGACAUUCAAGGCUUGCGAGAUUUGAAACUGGUAUGGAAACUGAGCGGCCGAGAUGAUGAUGAAGGCGAAGGUAAGGGUGAUGAAAGAGUUAUGGAAGGCCUACAACCACAAUCAAAUGUUGAAUCCUUGCGCAUUGAAGGGUACAGUGGAGUAGGAUUACCCAAUUGGGUCUCCACCUCGCUCUCCAACUUAACCAAAAUUGCAAUUUGUAAUUGCCACAGAGUGCAACAUCUACCUCAGUUGGCCCACCUUCAGACUCUCAAAGGUAUAUUUUUAGAGGACAUGAGAUCUCUCAAAUUCGUAGACAAGAAUGAGCCAGGCUUGUUGUGUUUUCCAUCUCUCGUGAGUCUACGGUUGAAAAACAUGGGUAAUUUGGAAGGAUGGUGGGAAUCAAGAGUAGUAGGAGAAACUCUUCCCAUUUUUCCUGAGCUUCAAUACCUACGUAUCCAGCACUGUCCCAAGUUAAGUCUCAUGCCCAAGAUAGCUUCCAGUACUCUAGACUCUUUUUUUUUAUGUGAUGUUGGUGUUCAAGUGGUGACUGCAAUAGGUCCAUUGUGGAAUUUUGAGGUUGUAAUACUCCAAGAAAUUAAGGAUCUCAAAGAUCUAGAAAUGGAAUCUCAUCAAAACCGAAACCAAGACCUGGGUUCUUCUUCUUUGUCAAUGUCCUCGAGGUCGCCUACACGACUUCGAUUUCUGACAAUAGAGAAAUGCUCCAAUUUGAUGAGUUUACCAGAAUGGAUUGGCACCAUCACUUCGCUUUGGAAAGUGACCAUUAUAGACUGUCCGAAAUUAAAAUCAUUACUGGAGGGAAUGCGGCAACUCAAAUCUUUGAAAUACCUGACCAUAAAGGGGUGCCCAGAGCUGGAAGAAAGAUGCAAGGAAGGAGGAGAGGAUUGGCCUAACAUUGCGCACAUCCCCAUUCUAUGUUUUUCAGAGGAAGGAGCAGUAGAGGCAGUAGAAACAGCAGAAAUAGCAGAGAGUGGGAUAUGGAGGAAAAUGAAAGAUUUCAUACCCAAUAUACGUUCCUCUUUGACUUGUGGGUGCUGACAUAUGCAUGGAAGCAGUGGGAAAAGAUUGUACAUAUUUAUUCAACAAAUACCAGCUGGCUGGGGUGAUGAAUGCUGAAUUUUUGCUGUUGGCACUUUGGAUGAUAGUCACUGAAGAGCAGCAACAUGAUUUCAACAAAUUGGCACCCUCACUUCGUUUAAGGAGCUGGUGAUUAUUGAAUGUCCGAAAUUAAAUUCAGUACCAGAGGGAAUGCAGCAACUCAAAUCUUUGAAAUACCUUCACAUAAAGGGGUGCCUAGAACUCCAAAAAAGAUGCAAGCAGGGAGGAGAGGAUUAGCUUAAGAUUGCACACAUCCACCAUACAUACUAACACGGCACAGACUUGUACAGCUUGGGAAGAGUACACCUAUUCCAUCUGGAAAAGGAUCCAUAAAAAAGCAACGGAAUUUUAGGGUUAUGUCAGGAAGCUCCAUGGAAACAGCAGCUAAUGUUGUUCCCAGUUUGAACUAUGUGCAGAACGGCAAACAUGUAAUGGAGCCACAACUAUGAAGAUGUGAUAGAACUACAACCGGUGUUUCCACAAGGUGGUUAGUGUAGCAAGUGAUCUAUCCAGAAGUGUUGGAUAGAAUCGGGCUCCCAUUCCCAACCGAAAGUAUAUGAGUUGCAUGACUAUUCGAGUCAAGAUACAAGUGGCACUUUGUUCGAGAGGAGGAUUGUUAGGAUUGCAAGAUAUGCGGACAAAGUCUCACAUUGGCUAGAGAUGGGGUGAUCCAUUAUAAGAGAAGACAAUUAUCUCUAUUGGUGUGAAGCCCUUUGGGUGAAAUCAAAAAUAAAACCGUAAGGGUUAUGCCUAAAGCGGACAAUAUCAUACAAUUGUGGAGAUACUUGGGGUAUGAGAGAUACAGUUGUCCUCGACAAAUAGCACAUGAAUUCUCAUAAGGAACCUUUUUCGAAGAACUGGACAGUUUUGUUAGAAUAAAACUUGCAGAAGCCAAAAUGUUCCUAGCACUGCUGAUUAUGCUAGAAGGGAAGCAGAAGAUUUGAAGCCAACUUCAAUUAUUUUUCCCUUUUCUAAUCUUUUAAAUGUAUGAUUGUUAUUUGAUUGAGCCCUGAAUGGACAUGGAUGGUAACAAGCAAAGCUGCUAUGAUAUAAUUGCAGAAGAAAGUGAAAUUUGAACAAUCACUAUGAAUAUACUCUUCUUUUAUAUUAAUCUUUAAA
Momordica charantia (bitter melon) is the source of this 4564-nucleotide messenger RNA. Its product is annotated as putative disease resistance protein RGA4. Gene Ontology annotation, molecular function: ADP binding; protein binding. Lineage: Eukaryota; Viridiplantae; Streptophyta; Magnoliopsida; Cucurbitales; Cucurbitaceae. The record is from RefSeq and is a predicted model, not a curated record.